Molecule: messenger RNA, 816 nt
Organism: Lolium rigidum
Lineage: Eukaryota; Viridiplantae; Streptophyta; Magnoliopsida; Poales; Poaceae
Exons: 4
Coding region: 61-672 (203 amino acids)
Source: RefSeq, a predicted model, not a curated record
GAUGGACGCGCUCCCGCCACACACGCUGGUGCGGGCGAGACUGAGCGGGAGCAGCAGAGCAUGGCGCAUGCGACGCAGCCGCUUCCGCUCCGCGUCGGGGCGGCUACAUCUUCUCAGCCUGCACGCCUGCACCAUCCAACCCAUCCCAUCAUCCGUGCGCGGGAGGGCGGAGGCCGGAGGAGAACGAGUACGCUCGUAGCGGCGUCGGCGGCGAAGGGGAGGGCGGCGGAGGUGGUGCGCGAGUUCUACGAGGGCGUGAACCGGCGCGACCUGGCGGCGGUGGCGCCGCUGAUCGCGGAGGGGUGCGUGUACGAGGACCUGGUGUUCCCGCGGCCCAUGGUGGGGCGGGACCGGGUGCUGGGCUUCUUCGGCGACUUCAUGGGCUCCAUCAGCCCCGACCUCCGCUUCGUCAUCGACGACAUCUCCGGCGACGACCCCUCCGCCGUCGGCGUCACCUGGCACCUCGAGUGGAAGGGGCGGCCGUUCCCGUUCAGCCGGGGCUGCAGCUUCUACCGCUGCCAGCCCGACCCGCAGCGGCAGGAGCAGAUUCAGAUCGUGUAUGGCCGGGACUGCGUGGAGCCGGCGACAAAACCCGGCGAGUUGGCGCUGGUGGCCAUCAGGGGAGUGACGUGGUUGCUCGAGCGCUUUCCGAGCCUCGCCGACAGGCUCUGACAGACACCGUUACAUCAUCCUCACGAGCUUGCAAUGGAUCCAUGGACUGCACCUCGUCGUGCUUGCGUCUUCGGUUCAGAAAAACAAUUGUAUGCGUGUGUUGAAUUUUCCUUGUAUAAAUAACCUGCAGAGUUUCCAGUGUUA